Talaromyces amestolkiae is the source of this 930-nucleotide messenger RNA. RefSeq lists its product as uncharacterized. Lineage: Eukaryota; Fungi; Ascomycota; Eurotiomycetes; Eurotiales; Trichocomaceae. The transcript has 2 exons. The coding region runs from base 1 to 930 and encodes 309 amino acids. Gene Ontology annotation, biological process: GPI anchor biosynthetic process. The record is from RefSeq and is a predicted model, not a curated record. Gene Ontology annotation, molecular function: N-acetylglucosaminylphosphatidylinositol deacetylase activity. Gene Ontology annotation, cellular component: endoplasmic reticulum.
AUGGCAAAGUCUCGAAUCUUAGCAGUCGCGACGCACCUUGGCCGCCGCGCCUACAGACACAAGCUCUCCGUCAUUUCUUUAUUAUUUGUCAUUUUCUUUGUAGUCCCCAUCUUUCUAUACACUUUACUCGGCACCAUACUCGCGAACGAUCCACGAUUAGUCCCGCACGCGAUUCGCAAUGCUCGCAGCGUCUUGCUGAUUACAGCGCAUCCGGAUGAUGAGUCGUUGUUCUUCAGUCCGAGUAUUCUGCACAAUUCAGAGAAGCCGCAUGUAAAUCGGCAUUUGCUUGUUUUAUCGUCUGGAAAUUUCAAUGGUCUCGGAGAGCAUCGCCGCACAGAAACAAAAGCCUCCUGCGCCGCGCUAGGAAUCCGCGACGACAACUGCGUGAUACUCGAUAAUAAAGACCUACAAGAUAACCCGCGACAAUGGUGGGAUGACUCCAUCGUCGAAAAGAUACUCGAAGAGUACAUCAAAAAAUGGAAAAUCGACCUAAUAAUCACCUUUGACCACUACGGUGUCUCUGGCCAUGUCAACCAUAGAUCCGUCAGCAAGGGCGUGAAGAAAUUCUGUGACGAACAUGACCAUAUGCCGCCCGUGUACGCGAAUCAGUCGAAAUUUUUGUUGAGGAAAUACUCGUCGCUGUUCGAUUUGAUACCUACGUCGGUGCCAUUUACCUGGCGAAUAUUGGAAGCUCUUAUCAGACCGGUACCACAAGGAUACGAGACUUCCAUUUCGGUCGCAGACAAACCAGUGCCACCGCCAGAGGGCGGAGAUAAAUACGGCGACAAGGCUCUUCUCGUGACGGAUUGGGGCUUAUAUAUGCAAGGGCGACAGGCGUUCAAGCAGCACGCAUCGCAAUACUCCUGGGACCGGGUGCUGUACCUGAUUGUCAGCCGGUAUAUGUGGUUUAACGAUUUGAAGAGACUGUAG